UGGGACUGGGUUUCGGUCGGACUCACAUCACCGUCAUCUUUGGGGAAAUGAAGGCUACGAGGCAAAGUUUCCUCUGGCCUUGCCUUCGCUGCAUAAUAAUACGAACCGUUCUGAGCCUGGCUUCUGAGUCAAGUCAGCCCUGCGCCCUGGCUGAUGGGACUUCUACUUAAAGGGAGAAGCUUUCUGUAACAUGCCGAUCGGUUGUGUCUCUGUCUUCGCUUUGCCCAGCCUUGAGCAUACAUAGUCUUGUUUCUGCUUUACGUGAUACACAAGCAAUUGAAGUAUAAAAGGUCGCUCAGAAGAAGCUCGCCUGCUGGCACACUGAUGUUGAGGUAGUCGAAGUUGAGUAAGAAGCUCGUUGAAUUGUGGGAGCUGGUUCAGGCUGUUCAGCUCGCCGUCAUGGUGCUAGAAUUCUUCCUCUUCGUGCUAGCCUUCCUUGUAUUUUUUUUCUCGAAUACGCCGCCCGCAAGAUGAGUGUUGACUCGUGCGAUUUGGAGAGGAUCUCGUUCAGUUGGAUGCUUUCAGAGGUCGAGGUUCGAUCGACACAUUUGUACAAACUGCAGAGGGCAGAUUGUCACAGUGAUGUCCAUAGCUUGUCACGAGAUGGUGUAGACGGCUUAGCAACGCGUGUUCAUGAGCAAUGCCAUUCUAGAAAGGCCUUUGCAGCGACUGAAAUGGAUUCUAAAAGUGGAGCUGAUCUUACAGGGCUGAAUCAGAUCCUUCUCCGAUUCUCGUACAUCAUAACUACCAUGUAAUAUGUCAGCACCAAGAAAGAUGACGUCAUGUCAUAUCAAGGAAACUAAACCUCAGACAUUGGCUCUCUGAAUAUUUUUUAAGAUGGACAUCUUGAUUUCUCCGAGGGAUCAACUUCGUGGAUGAGACUGACAAAUUACGUAGGCAUGGCGGGCAUGUGAGACCAGGGGCAACUCCCGCCACUUGGCUUGGCAAGAAACAUGGAUAAUGACAUUUCCUUCUCUUUCCAGAUGCUACUCCUCAGCGAACUGAUACUUGAUAACUAGAUACCAAUUCUAUACUAUAUAUCUUGUUUCGUUACAACGGGUAUCUUAUUAUGCAGUCCAUUAAUUUUAUAUAGCUGAAAGGCACAUAUGUACGCUAGGAUUCUGGAAAUAGACAAAUUGAAAAGUAAAUAAAAUUCGCUGAUUGCA
Messenger RNA from Marchantia polymorpha subsp. ruderalis, 1166 nucleotides. The record is from the annotation of a GenBank genome assembly. Lineage: Eukaryota; Viridiplantae; Streptophyta; Marchantiopsida; Marchantiales; Marchantiaceae.